Melanaphis sacchari is the source of this 3157-nucleotide messenger RNA. Its product is annotated as E3 ubiquitin-protein ligase ZNF598. Gene Ontology annotation, molecular function: ubiquitin protein ligase activity; ribosome binding. The record is from RefSeq and is a predicted model, not a curated record. The coding region runs from base 252 to 2987 and encodes 911 amino acids. Gene Ontology annotation, biological process: rescue of stalled cytosolic ribosome; protein ubiquitination. The transcript has 8 exons. Lineage: Eukaryota; Metazoa; Arthropoda; Insecta; Hemiptera; Aphididae.
CUAAUUUUGAAAAUAUCAAUUUUAGAUUUAACACUAUCAAUUUUUUUUUUAAAUCUUUUCAUUUUUCUCACUUUGUUAUUGUCGCAAAGUCGCCAUCAAACGAUAAUAUUAUUCUCGAUAGUAUACUUUCACUAAAUACAUACAUCAUAUCGUAUAUAUAAUUAGUACACGUUUUUGUAUUCGUGCAUGCGCAACAUAUAUUUCCUUGAUACAUAAUUUUAUUUUUCGCGUUCAGUGCCAAACAUAUAGAAAUGGACCGAAGAUCAUCAACUUACAAAUCGCGUCCAGCGUCGUCCAAACCAUCAGGUCCUGGUUGCGUUAUAUGUUUUAAAAUGCAAUCAAUUUAUUCAAUUGGUACGUGCGAUCAUCCUGUAUGUUAUGAGUGUUCGACUACCAUGCGAGUGCUCUGCGAUCAAAAGGAGUGUCCAAUAUGCAGACGAAUGCUGACCAAGGUAAUUUUUACCAAAGAUGAGUUGGAUUUGUUUAAAAAUUUGGAUGAUCGUUCAUAUCCUCGAUAUAACAAAAAAUAUGGCAUUGCAUUUGGUGAUCUUUCUGUGGAAAAUUCAUUUGACCAAUUAUUGCGUUGCUACUGUAAAAAAUGUUACGAUCACCCAGAGUUCCAGUCGUUUGAACAAUUAGCAACACACAUGGAACGAAACCAUCGUCUUUAUGCUUGUCGCCUCUGUGUGAACAAUUUAAAGAUAUUCCCAAGCCAGAGACGUUGGUAUAACUACGAUGAGUUAACUAGACAUGAAGAAUGCGGCGACCCUGAUAAUACAUCUCACCGGGGUCAUCCUAAAUGUCAAUUUUGUAAUGUCCGUUACUUAGACAAGGAUGAGCUUUAUAAACAUCUAAGGAAGGAGCAUUUCUAUUGUCAUUUUUGUGAUGCCGAUGGUAUUCAAGAUUACUACAUGUCAUAUGACUGGCUAAGAAAGCAUUAUUACGAGAAUCACUACCUCUGCGAAGAAGGAAAUUGUAUUAAUGAACAAUUUACGUCAGUUUUUCGUACAUCGAUCGACUUACAAGCUCAUAAAGCGCAAACACACAGCAGGGACUUGGGGAAACAAGGAUAUAAAGAAGCCCGUACUUUAAAACUUGAAUUUAACUUAAGACCGCGACACAAUCCAACAGUUGAAGCUAGCAGGCCUAACCAGUACCAACCGCCACGCCAACCACCUCGUCAGCCUACAUCUGAUAAUUCUCUUAAUAACAACAAUCAUUCCGACGGUCACAUGUUGCCUACAACAUCAUCAGAUCGUGCUAUCAAUGUACGCAAUACUGCAGACUUCCCAUCGCUAAACGGUCAGCACACGACGGUGUUGCCAUGUGCCCGCACCAGGAAACAAAAUCAAUCGGUUAAUACACGAGACUUGCAUUCGUUCCCGGCUCUAGGACAGGACCCCCAGCCGUCAGUGGCAACCAAGGUCCAGAAACCGGCGAUGAAUAACAUUCGAAUGGCCGCAGUGUUAAAAAAACCAGCAGAACCUCCUAAACCGGAUCGAAACAAAGACACUAAGGCUCUUUCAGGCCCACGAUUGCCUAACCAAGCCAAAGAUUUUCCAUCGCUGGACGGCAACCAUAAUCAUCAGCCACAGCAGCAGCAAAACUUGCAACACCCCAAGUUGACCGCCAAUAAAGAGAUAGUGGCAGCCAGUAGUUCGAGCGGUGGAAGUUGGGUGUCUAAAGCCAAAACGGGUAACGAGAGUGACAAGAAAAAGGUGAAAAAAGAACCACCAGCCAUCAAGAAAAAAAUAGCUGAGGCGCCAAAGGUGCCAGGCCCGUCGGACUUUCCGAAUUUGAACAAAAAAUAUGAACCGUCCAAAAGCAACCUGGCCAAAUUAGGUGGCAACAAGAAAAAAACAGAUAAUUCAAAAAAAAACUCGCCUACAGAAAACAAUGUCAACGGGAGCAGUAUUGUACAAAACGGGAAGAAAACCCCUUCGACUGUGGAUAGCAACGGUAGUAAUAAGGAAAAUUUCAAUAAACCCAAUACCAAAAACGUUGACGCAGUGCAGAUGUGUAACGGUGGUGCGGCCGGCGACGUGUCGUCCAAGACUGCAAUCGCGACAACUUCAACGAAUAAUAAGGCGGUCGCUGUUAAGACUGAAGUGAUAAAAUCCGUCGCUACAGUCCCGACUGAACAGCCGAAGAGAGAGUCGUCUAAAAAGAAAGAGUCUACUACGGUCAGCCGAACGUCAGCGCAACCUGACGAAGAAUCCGUUUCGGAUACCAACAACCCAAAGGACAAGAAAAAGAGAAAAAAGAACGAAAACCGAGGAGAACAACAACAAUCUACUCCUUCAGCUGGACACCAACAGCGAGAAAAUCACCAACAGAAAGAAAAUCACCAACAGCGAGAAAUUCACCAACAGCGAGAAAAUCACAAUCAGCAACAGUUGCAAAACAAUCACAUCAAAACACCGAAAAUACCGCCAGGAUUCGAGAACGCGUACCAACAACAGCAGCAACCGGUCAGAGCACCCCCCGGGCUGUCUGGUAACCGCGGACCAUCUCCUGCAGCACAGAACCAUCACAGAAUCAAAGCACCGCCCGGUCUGUCGUUGUCCGACAGCGGCGGCGGUGGUGGUAAACCGUUCGAGUAUGUGCAUCCAGCCGAAUCAUCAGUCCGAAACAAAGUGCUUAUCAACAACCUGAUGGCCGCGCUAAUACCUGCUCGCGACGAACGCUUUGACACGUUUGAAAAGUUCAAAGAGAUGUCCACGUUGUUUCGCAAACAAGUCAUUACCGCGUUUGACUUUUACUCGUACUGCGUCGAAGCACUUGCCCCCCACAGCUUUGAGUCCGUCUUCCAGGAACUUGUGUUGCUGUUGCCCGACAUCCAAAAGCAGCGGGAAUUACUGUUCAUUUAUAACCAGAACAGUAGACACGAGAUGAACGUAGAAGUGUGCAAGCACUGUCGUCAAGUGUUGAGUGCCAGUGACUUGGAAUCCCAUAUGUCCGUUCACGGUACGACAGCGCGCAGUUGAAAUGAAAUCUAUCCGCCUGUGUCUAUAUAGCAUAAAUCGAAUCUACAACGUCGAUUAUGCCUCCCAAAUGUAAUUAUUAAAUCAUCAUCAUUAUAUUUUAAUUUUUAUGUUAACUUUCAAAAUUGUGAUCGCGCUCUGGUGUGAAAAAUAUCAAAAAUAUUACUACCUUU